Molecule: messenger RNA, 2210 nt
Organism: Pyrus x bretschneideri (Chinese white pear)
Lineage: Eukaryota; Viridiplantae; Streptophyta; Magnoliopsida; Rosales; Rosaceae
Product: probable serine/threonine-protein kinase PBL9
Exons: 6
Coding region: 778-1932 (384 amino acids)
Biological process (GO): protein phosphorylation
Molecular function (GO): protein kinase activity; ATP binding
Source: RefSeq, a predicted model, not a curated record
CCGAGCCAUCUCACUCAUUUCUCAUGCUUGGAAGAUUGGGAUCUUUGAAAACCCAAUCAAACGGCUAAAAGAAAGAUUAAGCAGAUAUGAGCAGCCUUAUCUGCACUGCAUCGACUGAAUAAUACAGAGCAAGAGGAGGAGAGAGAGAGAGGCGAGAGAAAGAGAGAGCGAGAGAGCAAAACCAAAAAACAGAGCAGUAGAAAACGUUGAGCUGAAGAGCUAGCGGGACCAGCUCGCCAUCAAUGCAUUGCUCCCCACCUUCCUUCACAGCCCAAUCCUCGCUCCAUCAAACCAAAAGCUUUAAGUCAACUUGCGCCUACUCAGAACAAAAAACCUCUUUCUUUUCUGCGUCUCUGCGCAUUGGAAAGUAGAAACCAGCACACUAAAAAGCAUAAACAGCCCACCUCCCUCUCUGUUCUCUAUCUCUCUGAUUCCAUUCCAGUUUUCGAAAAAAAAAUAAAGAGGUUGCUUUUUGGGUUCAUGGUGUUGUAGUUCAUGGGUUUUUGUUAAUUUUUUAUUUAGAUUUAGAAAGUAAGUUUCUUUCUUGUUUCGGAGAGAAACAAAUUGAAUUUUCAGUUAAAACCAGUCAAUUUUGAAAGCUUUGAUACCAACUUUUUCUGUUAUUUUCCUUUUUUUCGGGUUGAAAAGUUACUGCUUUCACUCUAGAUCUGUCAGUUUUGAAGUUCAUCUGAAGUGCUUUCAGCUGAAACAAAAUUUGUGUGAUCUGCAGGUGGAGAAUUUGAAAAAAGCUGGUUGGUUUUUCUAGAGUUAGGUUUCAUGGGGAUCUGCCUGAGCGCCCGAAUCAAAGGUUCAAAAUGUGUUAGCAAUGAUGGGGACCUCAGCAGCACAAGCAGUAAGGUCUCAUCAUUUUCGGCACCUCCAACUCCUCGGAGUGAGGGCGAGAUCUUGAAGUCUCCCAAUCUGAAGAGCUUUAGUUACAAUGACCUCAAAUUGGCCACCAGGAAUUUCCGUCCUGAUAGUGUGUUGGGAGAAGGUGGAUUCGGUUCAGUUUUCAAGGGGUGGAUUGAUGAAAAUUCGUUCACUGCUGCAAAGCCCGGGAGUGGCAUAGAUUUGGCUGUGAAACGGCUUAACCAAGAAAGUUUUCAGGGUCACCGAGAGUGGUUGGCAGAAGUGAAUUAUCUAGGACAGCUCUAUCAUCCGAAUCUCGUGAAACUAAUCGGCUACUGCUUGGAGGAUGAACACCGACUUCUGGUGUACGAGUUCAUGCCCGGAGGCAGCUUGGAAAACCAUUUGUUCAGGAGAGGCUCUUAUUUCCAACCUCUUUCUUGGAACCUCCGCAUGAAGGUUGCCCUUGGUGCUGCAAAGGGGCUUGCUUUUCUUCACAGUGCUGAAACAAAAGUGAUAUACCGAGAUUUCAAGACGUCAAACAUCCUGCUUGAUUCGAACUACAAUGCAAAACUUUCCGACUUUGGUUUGGCCAAGGACGGGCCAACGGGUGAUAAAAGCCAUGUCUCUACGAGGGUCAUGGGUACCUACGGAUACGGUGCUCCAGAAUAUCUAGCCACAGGUCAUCUAACUGCCAAGAGCAACAUAUAUAGUUUCGGAGUCGUUUUAUUGGAGAUUUUAUCCGGCCAGAGAACAGUUGACAAGAAUCGGCCAUCCGGAGAGCACAAUCUGGUGGAGUGGGCUAAACCCUUCUUGGCAGACAAGGGUAAGAUCUUUCGCGUCAUUGACAACCGUCUGGAAGGUCAGUAUUCAAUGGACGGAGCUCACAAGGCGGCAACCCUUGCAGCACGAUGCAUAUCCACAGAAUCCAAGCUCAGGCCAAACAUGGACGAGGUUGUAACUGCACUCGAACAACUACAAGAUUCUAAUGCCACCGGAGGCACUCAGAGUAAUGGUCAAAGGAUGCGCAGACGAAGUGCAGACGAUGCUAGCAAAAACCAAGCGCGCAGCAGCACCAGCAGAUGAUGCCUUAAGGGCAGCUAACAAGGCAACGAAUACUGUCGCCUAUCCUCGGCCCUCUGCUUCCCCACUUUACGCUUCACAAUAGAGUCGAAGUAAAUGGAAAACGCUGCUGCAAUAUACGAAUGUUUGUCCGUGAUCGUACAGUUUAUUCCGGCUAAAUGUUAUUCAAAUUUCAGCCUUUUCUUGCCAAAUUAGGUGAGCUUGUAACGAUGCUGUAUCUUCUUAAUCACCAAAUUGUAACUUUAGCUGUUCCAUUUCCUGCAUAGCUGCAUUUUUUUUAA